CUCUUGCUCCAGUGCCACAAUGCUGGAUGGGGAUACUUCUAGUGGGCAUUUUAAGGCGCGCGUGAUAAUUCAGGAUGGGGAUACUUCUAGUGGGCAUUUUAGGGCGCUCGGUAAUCAUACGAAAGUUCUAAUGCAUUUCCACAGGAGGUGAUUUCUCUCGUCUCAUAUCAAGGAGAUCCACGGGAGUUGGACACAUAUCAAGGACAUCCACGGGAGUUGGAGUACUACUUUAACACAUAUCUUGCUUCUCUUUCACAUAUCUUCUCUCUCGGCACAUGCUAGGAUCAUCUUGAGGACAUCACAACAUGAACUCAAGGAAUGAAGUAUCCGGAGGUCGUUCUCUAAUCGUAGGAGUUUCUACUCCGUCAUUAUUGCAGAGCUAUCGCGUGGAUUUUUCCUCCUCCGUACGCGAAGGCUGAGCGGGGGUUCAGGACACCUGGGACAACUGGUGUCAGUCUAAGCAGGAGAGAGGAGCAGGAGAACUUCAACCUUUGCAUGAACUCUUGCCGUUGUGCAGCAAGUAACAACUUUCUUCACGUGAAGAAAGAACGUCUUAGAAGGAGUUAUUGUCACUAGUUAUUGUUAUCGGAGAACAAGUUAUUGUCCAGUUAUUGUUAUUCAGAUUCAACAAAACAAUUUCACUGAAUUUAUUAGUUUGCUAUUGCGAUUCAACCUGUGAGCUCAUCAUCGAGCACGACUGCGAAAAAUAUCCAUUGAUUUAUUGUUGGGAAGCCAGCUUCUCAGUAGCUAGUGGAAAAAAAUAUGUUACGACCAGUGCAUCUGAAAGUCAUUGUCGCACAACAUGACCAUGAUGUGCAUAGAACUCAAGACGACUGUCAUUCUUCUACUAAGACUUCAGACAGGAGCGACACUGUCUACUAAGCCAAGAAUUACUAUGUUAGACAAGAUCUUCAUGUGUUGAUCAUAUUUAUAUAUAAUAUCAACAUCUUCUUACCCUGUCAUGGAGGUGGAGCACCAUGCUGCUCCAAUCACAUCUGUACUAUAGGAUUGAGUUUUGGAAGUCUUGAAUGUAGAGAUUCAACAGAGGUGUCUGUUGUAAGCCGUGAGGAGAACACCGAGUCAGGAUGCAAGUCAGAAGUAUUAUGUGCUUGUAUACUGAAGAAAAGAAAAAGGAAUUUCUGCGACAGACCUAUUCUUCGAUCAUGAGAAGUUACUGGCGUUC
This is a messenger RNA of Amoebophrya sp. A25, 1183 nucleotides long. Lineage: Eukaryota; Dinophyceae; Syndiniales; Amoebophryaceae. The record is from the annotation of a GenBank genome assembly.